UACAAUUUAGGACUUUAGAUGUUAGUAUAUUUCCUGUCGGGGGCCCCAUGUUCCCAAUAAAUGACAUUGAUUUACAUAUAUGCGUCGAGCUGAUUUCGCCUUACUUAAGAAGCGGAUAUAAUUUCAUCAGAACUACAAUACAAUGUAAGAGUAUGAGACAAGCUCUCAUAAUAUUUACAGUAGUUGGGUAUAUAUUACCUGUACAUCAGACAAGGUAUUAGAAGAGUUACUGUGCGUAAGUUCAGCGGGCAAGACCUUACACGACCUACAGCAGCCAAUAGUUCAGAAGACUUACUGUACGUAAGACGUAUCUGAAGCUACUGUGACUGUUGACGACUUGGAGUACCUCUAUAGUAGCGCUCAUCGAGAAUGGCCGCGAACAAAGGAAAAUGGUUAGCAGAGAUCCUCCAGGAAUAUUCUACCCAAAAAUACUUCAUAGAGUAUCAAGGAUUUAAGUCUAAUCACAUGGCACAUGGAAUUGUUGCUUUGAAUGAACUUGGAGCGUCUCAGACUAAGAUUGGUGAGUUCGCUAAAUGGUGCACAAAGCUCUUGGAGCCACCGGAACACCCUGACCAUACAGGUGAGGACCCAGACACUCCUCCUGUCAGUGACCAAACAUUACCAGAUCUUCUUGGGAAGAGGAAGUCCUACUACGGAAUACGAAAUAAUUACAUCAGCAAGUUGAACACCUGUGGAUCCUUGGAAGAUGUCAUUAAAGCUGAAUUUCCCAAACUAAGCCGAGGUUUGGGCUGUGUAGCAAUGCAUGGUCUGAUUCAGCUGGGAUAUGGCUUCCAUGCUGGACAUGGGACCGUGGUGUCUGAAGGGUUGGCAUACAUGCACCACUCGUAUCAACCAAUCAUAUUUGACGAAACAAAAGCAGAAAGCGAUAUCGAGAACUUCGGCAAAGGUGACACGGAUGUACUGGAUAUUCUAAGUGAAAUGAAAGCCGAUUCCUCCCUUCGCCAACAUAUGUUGGAUGGUGCUUUGGUGAACAAAAAACUUGGCAAAUACUUAGGAGAUGGUUUUUCGAACAGAUUCGUUUUCCUGACAAAUAAUUCUGGAGACAUCUUACUUCAGUAUGCUAAUCGAAUCAACAUUCCGUUCACAAGAGAUGGCAUAACGGAAACCGAAUUCCUUAUCAACCUUUCUGAUUGGUUGACUGAUCAAGCUAUUGCCGUAUACGCCAUGUCCGAAAGGCAAAACGAUUUCUUUUUAUUACAUGGCGUAACGUCCGCUUGGUCCCUCCGGCAGAUCAUCCCGUACCUGUGUCCCAAAGACGCCAUGGACGCUAUGAGAACAUUCGCCUGUGAUCUUAUGGCCGUCUAUCUAACCGUAGACGCCCCUGCGCUGACGAAGGCCAUAACCACUGAUGCCGGAAGUGUCACUGACGAGACAUGGCGGGAAAUCGUGGAUACCUUACUAACACAGGAACUUGAUCCGCACGAGGAGCACUUACUGAAAUUGGUUCAUGUCUGUCUGGCCCAGUGGAAAAACAACAAACUCUCGAGCAAAGCUGGUUUCUAUGUAGAUGCGGCAAAAUCAUGUCUGAUCCACAAAAUGUCUUUCUGUACAUAUGAAGAAUAGAGAGGAAAACAGACUAAAUAAUGAUUUGCCUUACUUUUGUCAGAUCAUUUAUAAUUACCGGUAUUAGUUCCUACAUGUAUUCAUUUUGGCAUGCUUUGUAAAUAUAUCAACAGUGUGAAUGUCUGUGUAAUAAUUCAGUUAAACAAAAUAGCAUAAUUCUGUUAAUGCAGAACAUUGUAUUAAGAAUGUAAGACUCUAAAUAGUCAACCCUUAACAUCAAAUGUAUACCCAUCAUCAAAACCAAAGAAAAUGCAAAGAAAAAAUAUGACAUCUAGAUUACCACUGACAGUAUUAAAACUAUUACUUCUACAUGGCUAUCACGAAACAUUUCGUUUAGAGUCAUACCUCUAAGAUUUGGUAUAAAAGUUCGUUUAACGGUCGAGCUGGUCGUUAUGGUGGUAUAACGCACAUCUAAUCCAUUUUAUCAGGUGUGCGAUAUGGAUCCUUUAUAUUAUUCAAGUCUCAAUAAUCUGGUAAUUUCGACUUUUUAUCAUCUGUCUACAAAUAUGAACUGUGUUGGUACAGAGGAUAUAUGCACAUUAAUACAUGUAUAUUAACUAGUUACAUUGUUAUAUCACAUUAAUAUAUAUUAACCAGUUACAUUGCUAUAUGCACAUUGAUAUAUUAACCAGUUACAUUGUUAUACCAC
This is a messenger RNA of Mizuhopecten yessoensis (Yesso scallop), 2233 nucleotides long. RefSeq lists its product as uncharacterized. Bases 370 to 1584 code for a protein of 404 amino acids. Lineage: Eukaryota; Metazoa; Mollusca; Bivalvia; Pectinida; Pectinidae. The transcript is spliced from 3 exons. The record is from RefSeq and is a predicted model, not a curated record. Gene Ontology annotation, molecular function: oxidoreductase activity.